AUGACAGACCAGCAAGAGCUUGGACAAGCUGUGCAGAAAAGAAACUUCGAAUUUUUUACCCAGACGAAGACGACAGAGCCACUGACAAAGCCGACCAGUGUUUUCGACAUCGUGGAACCUACUAGUUCUGUACGGCAGCAGACGUUGUCGCCUGUCCCCGUGCAGAGUACCGCAGAGACCAGCUAUCAAGCCAAGCGCUCUUCCUUUCGCCUUUUCACAAUUUUAGUUGCCCUCUACCUGACGCUUUUCGUUGCGGCCUUAGAUCAAACAAUUAUUUCUACUGCAAUUCCAACAAUUACUUCAAGCUUGAGCUCAGCAAGCGGAUACACAUGGAUUGGCGCCGCAUAUUUAAUUGCCAACGCGGCGGCAGGACCGAUCUGGACCAAGCUGAGCGACAUAUGGGGACGAAAGCCGAUGCUUCUGAGUAGUGUGGCAUUUUUCUUCAGUGCGAGCAUUGUAUGCGCAGAAGCGACUAGCAUGAAAAUGUUGAUUGUUGGGCGUGCUUUUCAAGGGACUGCCGCUGGGGGUAUGCUAAGUCUGGUAAUCGUUACAAUCAGCGAUCUUUUCAGCAUGCGAAGACGAGCAUUGUGGCUUGGAAUAUUGGAAGUGAUGUGGGCCAUUGCAGGGGGGACCGGUCCGGUACUUGGAGGAAUAUUCGCCCAAGACUUGAGCUGGAGAUGGAUUUUCUGGAUAAAUCUACCUGUUUGUGGAACUACCUUUUUCUUAUUGCUCUUGUUCUUGGAUGUACACAACCCAAAGACAAGAAUGGUCGAUGGUCUGAAAGCCAUUGAUUGGGCAGGAAGUCUUUCAAUUCUUGCGGUCACACUCAUGGUUCUGCUAGGAUUUGAUUUUGGUGGAGAGACCUUUCCUUGGACUUCGCCGAAGGUGAUCUGUCUGCUUGUCUUUGGCAGUUUUGCUAUCUUGAUAUUCAUUUUCUCCGAGAAAAGAUUUGCCAAAUACCCCCUCAUGCCUCUGUUCUUGUUUAAGAAUCGCUCAAAUGUUGCUGCUUUAGUCGUCACUCUUAUCCAUGGAAUUGUGUUCAUUGCCGGAGAGUACUAUCUACCGCUAUUUAUACAGAGCACGCGUGGAGCAGAUCCAAUCUAUAGUGGCAUUCUUGUUCUUCCGUUGAACCUCGCUGAAGCUAUCGCUGGCAUACUCUGCGGCAUUCUUAUGCAUCAUUUUCAUACACACAAGGAGCCGAUCUUGUGCGGAACGUUGCUAAUGACCUUGGGUACGGGACUCUACAUAAAUCUGGACUGGAGCUCUCCCAUCACUAAAUUGAUUUUAUUUGAGCUUCUUGGAGGUUUUGGAAUCGGUCUAUUAUUCAAUCCUCCAAUAAUUGCAAUUCAAAAUGAGGUACCACAGGAGCAUGUUGCAACAGCAACAUCGACUCAAGCUUUUGUGCGUACAAUGGCCAACGCGAUCGGGGUGGUCAUUGGUGGGAUCAUAUUCGAGCAUAGUAUGACCGAAAGAUAUAGCGACUUGGUGCGAGCAGGUCUCCCAGAGAACUUACUGACAAGUCUGUCGGGCGAAAAAGCUGCGGCAAAUGUUGGUCUUGUUCGAAUAAUCCAUGACGCAAAGCAGGCCCAAGCCGUUAAGGCUGCCUUCGCACACAGCCUCAGGAACAUGUUUAUCUUCUAUACCUGCUGUGCAGUCUUGGCAGUGAUUGCUGCAUUCUUUGUUCGAGGUUCGAGGCUGUCAGAAGUACACCAGGAAACACGUACGGGCCUCUUGACAUAUUCGAAAGACAACGAUAAAGCACGAGCUUCUACUGGGGAUGGAAUUGUUGGCGAGCGAUGA
Verruconis gallopava is the source of this 1800-nucleotide messenger RNA. RefSeq lists its product as uncharacterized. Gene Ontology annotation, molecular function: transmembrane transporter activity. The record is from RefSeq and is a predicted model, not a curated record. Gene Ontology annotation, biological process: transmembrane transport. NCBI's taxonomy places the organism in Eukaryota, Fungi, Ascomycota, Dothideomycetes, Venturiales, Sympoventuriaceae. The transcript has 8 exons. Bases 1 to 1800 code for a protein of 599 amino acids.